AUGAGACCCAAGAAGAAAGCGGGCACAUUAUCGAACGCGCCCCGACAACCCAAGAGCGCCUUCGAUACCCGUCUGCCUUCACAGGAUGGGCUUCCAGCGCGCGUGGUCUUCGACGCCAAGAAGCUGCUCGCCCUUCAGAUGGGCUUGGAGUUUGAUAAUUCGAGCGAGAAGGUCGAAGCAGUCGAUUCGCAGGCAGGUCGUGUUGCCCUUUUGAUACACGAGGCCGACACCCAUCAUGAGCCCGCCACGUCCCCUACCGUCAGCAACGACGAGGUCAUUGCCCUUCCUGACAAGAGCAUCCACGAGACCUUCAGCUUCGAGUCAGCGGCGAGAGACAUGACCACACUGGCCACUGGCUUGAUGCAGGAUUUCAAGCCAGGAACCGCGAUAGUUCAUUCACAAGCGAUGGAGGAGGACAGAGACGCGUUCAGGGACACUUUCGAGAUGGCCAUGGGACACGCGGCAGGUCUGGUCUAUAUCCGCGAAGACUUCCAAGAGAGGGACAAGUUCCGCCCCAGCCCCAAUCUCGAGACCGUCUUGCGACCGUGGCAGCAGGAGGGCGCCGAGCUGCUGAGCCACAUGCUCAAUGGACCUCUACGAGUCGCGGUCCUAGGUGAUGGAGUGGGACUGGGCAAAACCUUGACCAGCAUCAAUGUCGCUUUACGCGACCCAAACGAACCAUACGAAGGACCGAUUCUAGUUGUAGCGCCCAAGGCCGUUCAGUCCACGUGGUUGGACGAACUCUCCUUUCACUUCCGACAGCUCAAGGGGCCAAAGGUAUUUGUUCUCAAGGGCAGGAAUGUCUCUGCGGCCGAGAUUUCCGGCAACGAACACGACUUUAUUAUUGUCGGAUUGGAACCAGCCUAA
Molecule: messenger RNA, 867 nt
Organism: Colletotrichum lupini
Lineage: Eukaryota; Fungi; Ascomycota; Sordariomycetes; Glomerellales; Glomerellaceae
Exons: 5
Coding region: 1-867 (288 amino acids)
Molecular function (GO): ATP binding; ATP-dependent chromatin remodeler activity
Source: RefSeq, a predicted model, not a curated record